Messenger RNA from Cutaneotrichosporon oleaginosum, 951 nucleotides. RefSeq lists its product as uncharacterized. NCBI's taxonomy places the organism in Eukaryota, Fungi, Basidiomycota, Tremellomycetes, Trichosporonales, Trichosporonaceae. The record is from RefSeq and is a predicted model, not a curated record.
AUGAAGGUCCUCGUCCUCGGUGCCUCCGGCUUCAUCGGUCUUCCUGUCGCCCUCGCGUACGCCCGGGCAGGCCACAUCGUUUACGGAACUGCUCGUGACGCCAAGACUGCCCGCAAGCUCGCCAUCCAUGAGAUCAUCCCGCUUGUAACCCCCGCGACGGCUGGACACGGCUUCAGUGUCUGGGGCAAGAUCGCCGCCGAGGUCGAUGUUAUCAUCGACACAAUUCGUUCAUCCGAGGCGGACACGCCACUGGCUGCUCUCCGUGGGGUCGAGGAGAUCCUUUCGCGCGGCGUUGCUAGCACACGCGUCACAUACAUCUUCACUGGUGGCGCGUGGUCGCACUCUCGCGGCAACGGAGGCCUUGACAAGUGGUCGAGUGAGCAGCUCCCGCCAACGAGCGACCUCGAGGUCGCGGCGUGGCAGCGCCCCGUCGAGGAGGCCGUGCUGAGCUCUACGCGCGUCAACGGCAUUGUCAUCCGCCCUGGAACGCUGUACGGUCGCUCGGGGAGCAUGCUCGAGCCGUUCCUCCUUGCGCCCGCGUACGAUGCCGCCAAGGCCGGCCGCGAGUUUGACGCCGUGGGUCUCCCCGACACUCGCCUCCUUAUGGUGCACCAGGACGACCUCGCCGACCUGUUCCUGCGCGCUGGUGAGCGCGGCCCGCUUCUCGCCGGCUCGGCCCUCGUUGCGUGCAAUGCCCAAAGUGAACGCUGGACCGAUAUCCUCGACGCCGUAGUCCGCGUCUCCGGUGCUAAGGGAUACCGCAUGCGCGCCCCGUCUGAUAAGGUCCCUGCCGAGGUUGCGUGGGCCUCGACGACCCUUCUCCGCCCUACGCUCGCCCACUCGCUCACGGGGUGGACGCCGCGCAAGCCCGGCCUCGUUGACGGCAUCGACAUGUACUGGCCCUCGUUUCACAGCGGGAGCCCUCCCCGUUCCAGCCCCCUCGCCGGCUAA